Molecule: messenger RNA, 1487 nt
Organism: Phascolarctos cinereus (koala)
Lineage: Eukaryota; Metazoa; Chordata; Mammalia; Diprotodontia; Phascolarctidae
Gene: CUNH10orf95
Product: chromosome unknown C10orf95 homolog
Source: RefSeq, a predicted model, not a curated record
AUAUACACCUGGGCUCUGGACUGUUUCCCUUUGCCUAGUAACAGGCAAAGUGGGAGGGACUAAGCCUGGCAUGACCUAGAAGAGGGAAUAGGCAAAAGACACUCUCAUGGGAAGGGGGAAAGGGACACCAGUUCUGAUCCCAAUAUCAAGGACUGUUCCCCUCCCACACGCUGAAACCUGAGCUAGACCCACAAGAACUGCUCCAGAAGAGACACCGUUCUGAAGCAAUGUGGUGACAUUAAGUAGCAGCAGUGUGAGGGCCUUGGACAAUGUAUUCUUUUGGCUAUUUGCCUUCCCAAGGUGCCCAACCCCAAUUCUUGGCCUAUACCUACAUGCCUGGCUCAAUGGUGUCAGCCCCCAUUCAGACGCACAACUUUAGUAGCCAGCCCCUGGCACUAUUCACAGGGGAUCAGACAAGGUACCGGGACUUGGCUGCUCAGUUCUACACUCUGGGUUCCUAUUAUUACCCCUACCAGCACCCAGUCUGGUCCUUGGAGCACAUGAACCCUACACUCUACUACCUCUCCUGUGGGGGUGGUGGAUCUUAUACCCAGUCAAACCCGAGACUGGUGAGGCAAUCACAGGAGUUGUGGUCUGAGGGCAGUUUCUUUUCGGGGGAACUUCGAUGGGGGAGGCUAAGCCGUUCUUGGAGUCCCAUCAAGGAGCUGCCAGGCUUUGUUCAGGAUGAUCUGCUCAGAGUGUACGGUACUUACCCUCAUACAGAAGUGUUCAUCACCUAUCAUGAUGGGGAGUUUCUAGUACAGGGCAAACCCCGAGUGGGACAACAAGAAUACCGAGUGGAGAGGAGAGUGGUUCGGGACACACCUAUCCCCCUCAGCAGUGAGGCUGGGGCAGAGGCCAGCAGAGGUGAUGAUGAGGCCGAAAACAAUAGAGGAAACCAGAGCUGAGGGAGCUGGACCGUCAGUAUCUGUCCCAGGAUUCUGAAAAUGGAUUAAACAUCAAAGCCUCAGCAGAAGAGAAAUCCAAGGAUUGAGCAAGAGGCCAUUUGGGAGGGAAAUAAUGUGUACUUUCAUAUGCUGACUGAGAUCUUAAUACCUUUCUUGCUCCACUGAUGUUUGUAUAUACCCUGCUACUAUGGGGAGUUCUCUAGUCUCCUGGAACCAAGAAAAGGGAGGAAAAUAAUGAAGAUGCCCAGACAACUCGGCCUUUUAAAGGAAUCCAAGUCCCACCUAUACCCAAGCUGUACCUCAGUGCUGUAUUUCCUCUCCACCCCUCAUGUCUCAGAUGUUUUUAUUGGCUGUGUCAGUCUUGAGUUUAGGUGGCAUUGGGCCUCUGCUGAGAAGCAGAGGAUCUUUCCUGUGACCUGAUCUUACACUAAGUAGGGCCAGCUGUACCCCACUCCUUUUCCACCACCACCCCUGUAAGGCCUUGGGCUGGACUAACCCCAAGUGUUUCCCAUUACAUUUUAUAAGUGACUUCUGUACGACUCAUGUAUCUGAAAGUGAAUUAAAGGGAUUGAAGCCAAA